ACGUCGCGUCGGCCUGAGGCACUCUCGCGAGAAGAGCCGUGCAGGCCGGGAAAAAUGGCGCCUCCCAGCCCCCGGGAGCCAAAGGCCCCGACUGCCACGAGCGCCGCCAACCCCGACGGGGAAAUGGUGCUGCCGGGCUUCCCGGACGCGGACAGCUUCGUGAAGUUUGCUCUCGGGUCAGUGGUGGCAGUCACCAAGGCAUCUGGGGGCCUACCACAGUUUGGCGAUGAGUAUGAUUUCUACCGAAGUUUUCCUGGCUUCCAGGCAUUUUGUGAAACACAGGGAGACAGAUUGCUUCAGUGUAUGAGUAGGGUAAUGCAGUACCAUGGGUGUCGAAGCAACAUUAAGGACCGAAGUAAAGUGACCGAGUUGGAGGACAAGUUUGAUUUACUAGUUGAUACCAAUGAUGUCAUUCUGGAAAGAGUGGGUAUUUUACUGGAUGAAGCAUCAGGUGUGAAUAAGAAUCAACAGCCUAUCCUCCCAGCAGGAUUGCAGGUUCCCAAAACGAUAGUGUCCAGCUGGAACCGUAAGGCAGGAGAGUAUAGCAAAAAAACAAAAUCUGAAACUUUCCGGUUGCUUCAUGCAAAAAACAUCGUCCGGCCUCAGCUUAAAUUCCGAGAGAAGAUCGACAACUCCAACACUCCAUUUCUUCCCAAGAUCUUCAUCAAGCCCAAUGCUCAGAAACCCCUCCCUCAGGCACUCUCUAAAGAAAGGAGGGAGCGCCCGCAGGACCGGCCAGAAGACCUGGACGUCCCCCCUGCACUGGCGGAUUUCAUCCAUCAGCAGAGAACCCAGCAGGUGGAACAGGACAUGUUUGCACAUCCUUAUCAGUAUGAGCUGGAUCACUUCACUCCACCAGAUUCAGUCCUGCAAAAGCCACAGCCUCAGUUAUACAGGCCUGUGGCAGAGACGCCCUGCCAUUUCGUGUCCUCCCUGGAUGAGCUGGUGGAACUCAAUGAAAAGCUCUUGACUUGCCAAGAAUUCGCCGUAGACUUAGAGCACCACUCGUACAGGAGCUUCCUGGGCCUGACGUGCCUGAUGCAGAUCUCCACCCGAGCGGAAGACUUCAUCGUGGACACGCUGGAGCUUCGCAGCGACAUGUACAUUCUCAACGAGAGCCUCACAGACCCCGCCGUCGUCAAGGUCUUCCACGGUGCUGACUCGGACAUCGAAUGGCUCCAGAAAGACUUCGGCUUGUACGUAGUGAAUAUGUUUGAUACCCAUCAGGCGGCACGCCUCCUGAACCUGGGCCGGCACUCCCUGGACCAUCUCCUGAAACUCUACUGCGGUGUGGAGUCGAACAAGCAGUACCAGCUGGCCGACUGGAGAAUACGACCUCUGCCCGAGGAAAUGCUCCACUACGCCCGGGACGACACCCAUUACCUGCUUUACAUCUAUGAUAAGAUGCGGCUGGAGCUGUGGGAGCAAGGCAACGAGCAGCCCGCGCAGCUGCAGGUCGUGUGGCAACGCAGCAGGGACAUCUGCCUUAAGAAAUUCGUCAAGCCCAUCUUCACUGACGAGUCCUAUCUUGAACUGUACAGGAAGCAGAAGAAGCAUCUCAACACCCAGCAGCUGACAGCCUUUCAGCUGCUGUUUGCCUGGAGGGAUAAAACGGCUCGUAGGGAGGAUGAAAGUUAUGGAUAUGUCCUGCCUAACCACAUGAUGCUGAAGGUCGCAGAAGAACUGCCCAAGGAACCUCAGGGCAUCAUAGCUUGCUGUAACCCUGUCCCACCUCUUGUACGGCAGCAGCUCAAUGAGAUACAUCUUUUAAUCCAGCAGGCCCGGGAGAUGCCCUUGCUCAAGUCUGAAGUUGCAGCUGGCGUACGGAAGAGCGGCCCGCUGCCUGGUCCUGAGAGAUUGGAGAAUGUUCUCUUCGGACCCCACGACUGCUCCCACGCCUCUUCAGAUGGCCACCCUGUCAUCCCCAGCAACGAGCCUGCGCCAGCGCAGAAACAGGCAAGCCUCUUCCCCGACCAAAGAGAGGAGACCCUGCCAGAUACCAGAUGCCUUAUCGCUACUGCCGUCAUCACGCUGUUUAACGAGCCUAGUGCCGAAGAAACUAGAAAGAGCCCAUUAACGGUUGCCCAGAAGAAAGCCCAGAACAUAAUGGCGUCCUUCGAAAAUCCAUUUAAGAUGUUCCUGCCUUCCCUCGAACAUCGCGCUCACGUUUCUCAGGCAGCAAAGUUCGAUCCGUCAUCAAAAAUCUACGAAAUCAGCAACCGCUGGAAGCUGGCAAGCCAGGUGCAGACGCACAAAGGACCUAAAGAAACGGCCAAGGAGAAGGCGGCGGAGCAAACAGCCGCGCGGGACCAGGCCCAGGAGGAGUACAAGGCGACCGCGGAGCAGGCCGUGUCUGUCCGACAGCAGGCUGCCCUGGAGAGUGCCGCCAAGAAGAGAGAGCGGACCACAAGUGACCCGAGGACCACAGAGCAGAAACAAGAGAAGAAACGACUCAAAACUUCCAAGAAGCCAAAAGACCCGGAUCCACCAGAAAAAGAUUUCACCCCUUAUGACUACAGCAAGUCAGAUUUCAAGGCUUUUGCUGGAAACAGCAAAGCGAAACCUUCCCAGUUCGAUCCAAAUAAGCAGACCCAGCCCAGCAAGAAAUGCGUUGCACCCAAAAAACUUAAGCAGUCGGUGGGAAACAAAAGCAUGUCCUUUCCAACCGGAAAGUCAGACAGGGGUUUCAGGCACAGCUGGCCAAAGAGAUAGAGGCGGAGGAGACCCUUGGAACUCCCCAGAGGACUGGAAGCACCGGGUGGUGCUGCUGCUUUUUGUACGGACCCCUUUUUAAACCAUUAAAAAAUAAUCUUGGAAGAAAGCGGAUUCCAGACUUUUCCUUUGCUGCCACCUCAGGGCUGGCAGGGAGAGGACAGACCCCACCCCACUCGGAGCCCGGGCUUCAGCCAUCUGGGGGUAAGUGUGCCCUUGAGGACACUAAGAUUUCUGGGGGAGCCCAGAAUCACCCCCGAGAGAGUGUGAGUCACAGGAGACUGAAUCACAGAAGACUCAGAAAAGGGCGGCUUCCACGAGGCACGGGGCACUGACUCUCCCUUUCCAGGGGUUCUGGGGCCAUUUGACCCCCUCCACAUGCCCUCAGGUCAUGCCACUGAGGCCGCAUGGUGCGGACCUUCUCGGGAAGAUUUGCUGCUGGAGGUUUAGAGCCAGCCGUGACCUCCGGAGGGCCGGGGUUCUCUGCCGUUCCUGUCUCACUCCUUUUUGUUUCUUUUUAACAUUUUCCCCAAUUUGGAAAAGUAUUUUAAUGUCGUUUUCCCCAGUUGGAAAAGUCAUAGCACGUUCAUUGGUGGAAUGAGGAAACAAGAAAAACCACAUGAUCAGUAAUCUCACCGCAGAGAGAGAAACUUCCACGCCUUGGUGUCAAGGCUUUGUACCACGUGUUGACUCAUUUCCAAACUUGGAUUUAUGUUUCUACAGUUUUUCACACUUUAAAAGUUUUUUUGUCUUUUCUCCUUCUAAACUUCCUAGCUCGCCACCAUUUUUGAACAUUUAGAUUUCCAUUUUUGUAUUAAUAAUGUACCAUGUAAUUUCUUCAGAAUUCUAUUUGAUUUUAAUCCUGGAAUGGGCUAUUAAAUUCAGAAA
This is a messenger RNA of Enhydra lutris kenyoni (northern sea otter), 3600 nucleotides long. RefSeq names its product exosome component 10 (gene EXOSC10). Gene Ontology annotation, biological process: nuclear polyadenylation-dependent CUT catabolic process; nuclear polyadenylation-dependent snRNA catabolic process; nuclear polyadenylation-dependent snoRNA catabolic process. Gene Ontology annotation, molecular function: nucleic acid binding; 3'-5'-RNA exonuclease activity; nucleotide binding. Bases 55 to 2712 code for a protein of 885 amino acids. The record is from RefSeq and is a predicted model, not a curated record. Gene Ontology annotation, cellular component: nuclear exosome (RNase complex); nucleolus. The transcript has 25 exons. NCBI's taxonomy places the organism in Eukaryota, Metazoa, Chordata, Mammalia, Carnivora, Mustelidae.